Molecule: messenger RNA, 5731 nt
Organism: Pterocles gutturalis (yellow-throated sandgrouse)
Lineage: Eukaryota; Metazoa; Chordata; Aves; Pterocliformes; Pteroclidae
Gene: MYLK
Product: myosin light chain kinase
Exons: 33
Coding region: 1-5709 (1902 amino acids)
Biological process (GO): protein phosphorylation
Molecular function (GO): ATP binding; protein binding; protein kinase activity
Source: RefSeq, a predicted model, not a curated record
AUGGGGGAUGUGAAACUGGUGACAUCUACUCGAGUCUCCAAAACCUCCCUGACGCUCAGCCCCCCUGUCCCUGCUGAAGCACCAGCAUUUACUCUUCCCCCUCGGAAUAUUCGAGCACAGCUGGGAGCCACUGCAAGAUUUGAGGGAAAGGUCAGAGGCUACCCCGAGCCUCGGAUCACAUGGUACAGAAAUGGGCAUCCUGUCCCAGAGGGAGACCGUUAUGUCGUGGACCACAGCAUUCGGGGGAUAUUCAGCUUGGUAAUCAAAGGCGUACAGGAAGGUGAUGAUGGUAAAUAUACCUGUGAGGCUGCAAAUGAUGGUGGGGUUCGUCAAGUGACCGUGGAACUGACAGUGGAAGGAAACUCCUUGAAGAAAUACAGCCUACCAUCCAGUGCCAAAACCCCUGGGGGAAGACUUACUGUUCCAUCUGUGGAGCAUAGGCCAAGCAUCUGGGGAGAGAGUCCACCCAAGUUUGCUACAAAACCCAAUAGAGUCGUUGUGCGUGAAGGCCAAACAGGCAGAUUCUCAUGUAAAAUAACAGGACGACCUCAGCCUCAAGUAACUUGGUUUAAGGGUGAUACUCAGUUGCAGCAAAAUGAGCGUUUCAACAUGUUUGAGAAAACAGGCAUCCAGUUCUUGGAAAUCCAACAUGCUCAGCUUGGUGAUUCAGGAAUUUACACAUGCAUGGUGAUAAACAGCGCUGGGAAGGCAUCUGUGUCUGCAGAGCUCACCGUUCAAGGUCCAGAUAAGACUGACAUAUAUGCUCAGCCACCAUGCAUGCCAUCAAAACCAGCAACACUUGCUGUUAAAGCCGUUGAAAAUUCAGAAUUCAAACAGGCAACUAGCAAUGGGAUUGCUAAAGAGCUGAAAUCCAGCAGCACUGAACUCAUGGUUGAAGCCAAAGACAGCAUGUCAGCAAAGAAAGAGACCUUCUACAUCACCAGAGAAGCCAAAGACAGUAAGCAGGGACAGCACCAAGAAACCAAUCCAGUGUCUCCUCAAGAACUCAAAGAAGGAAAAAAGGGAUCUCAGGUCUUGCAGAAAACUUCAAGCACCAUCACACUACAAGCUGUAAAACUGCAACCAGAACCAAAGGCAGAACCCCAGGACUCUUUCAUGAGGCAGGGUGAAGACAGGAAAAGGGCUGUGCAGCCCCUGAUGUCAGCUCAACAAACCCCAUCCCUGACAGGACAACUCAGUCCAAGGAGCAGAGAAGCAGAAUACAGAUGUGGAACCCGGAAGGCUGUAAUGGAGGAGAAAAGGGAGCCUCUCGGAAUUCCCCCUCAGUUUGAGAGCCGUCCACAGAGCCUGGAAGCAUCAGAAGGCCAGGAGAUUAAAUUCAAGAGCAAAGUUUCAGGAAAACCAAAACCAGAUGUGGAGUGGUUCAAAGAGGGUGAACCUAUUAAAGCUGGAGAAGAUGUACAAAUAUAUGAAGAAGAUGGAAUUCAUUGCCUAUGGUUAAAGAAAGCCUGUUUGGGGGACAGUGGAUCUUAUAGCUGUGCGGCUUUCAACCCCAAAGGCCAGACUUCCACCAGCUGGUUGUUAACUGUCAGAAGACCUAAAGUUCAAGAAGUUGCUCCAUGCUUUUCCAGUGUCUUGAAAGGAUGCACUGUGAGUGAAGGGCAAGACUUUGUGCUGCAGUGCUGUGUAGCAGGCACACCUGUGCCUCAGAUCACAUGGCUUCUCAAUGACCAACCAAUUCAGUAUGCCCAUUCCACUUUUGAAGAUGGAGUUGCAAAAUUGACUGUCCAAGAUGCCCUACCAGAAGAUGAUGGCAUUUAUACCUGUCUGGCUGAAAACAACACAGGACAGGCAUCUUGCAGUGCUCAGGUCACAGUCAAAGAAAAGAAGAGCAGCAAGAAGGCAGAAAGUGCACAGGCUGCCAAGUUAAACAAGACUUUUGCACCCAUCUUCCUUAAAAGCCUGACUGACCUCAAAGUAAUGGAUGGAAGUCAAGUGAUAAUGACUGUGGAGGUAUCAGCCAACCCACCUCCUGAAAUUAUCUGGCUGCACAACGGGAAAGAAAUCCAGGAGACAGAAGAUUUCCACUUUGAGAAGAAAGGCAAUGAGUACAGUCUGUACAUCCAGGAAGUAUUUCCUGAAGACACAGGGAAAUACACCUGUGAAGCCUGGAAUGAAUUAGGAGAAACUCAAACCCAGGCUACAUUGACAGUACAAGAACCUCAGGAUGGAAUCCAGCCCUGGUUCAUUAGCAAACCAAGAUCAGUAACAGCAGCUCCUGGGCAAAACGUCCUUAUAUCCUGUGCCAUUGCUGGAGAUCCUUUCCCCACUGUUCACUGGCUUAAAGAUGGGCAAGAAAUAGUGCCAGGAACAGCAUGUGAAAUCCUGCAAAAUGAAGAUAUCUUCACACUGAUCUUGAGAAAUGUGCAGUCUCGUCAUGCAGGGCAAUAUGAAAUUCAGCUCAGGAACCAAGUUGGAGAAUGCAGCUGCCAGGUGUCUCUGAUGCUGCGGGAGAGUUCAGCUUCCAGAGCAGAAAUGCUCAGAGAUGGGAAGGAAUCAGCCAGCUCUGGAGAGCGAAGAGAUGGUGGAGAUCAUGGUAAACUAAUAUUUGGUAGAACAAGUGGCUUCAAAAAGAACAGCAGUGAAACCAGAGCAGCUGAGGAAGAGCAGGAAGACGUCCGAGGUGUGCUGAAGAGGCGAGUAGAAACUCGGGAACACACAGAGGAGAGCCUGAGGCAGCAGGAAGCUGAGCAACUUGAUUUCCGUGACAUUUUAGGCAAGAAAGUCAGCACCAAAAGCUUUUCUGAGGAGGAACUGAAAGAAAUCCCAGCCGAGCAAAUGGACUUCCGAGCGAACCUGCAGAGACAGGUCAAACCCAAGACCUUGUCAGAGGAGGAAAGGAAAGUUCAUGCUCCUCAGCAGGUGGACUUUCGCUCUGUGCUGGCCAAGAAAGGCACCCCAAAAACUCCAUUGCCAGAGAAGGUGCCACCUCCUAAACCUGCCAUUACAGAUUUCAGAUCUGUGCUGGGCUCAAAGAAAAAGCCACCUGCAGAAAAUGGCAGUGCUAGCACUCCAGCACCAAAUGCCCGCACCAAUACAGAAGCCCAGAAUGCAACCCCCAACUCUCAAGCCCCUGUUGUCAAACCAGCAGUGAAAAAAGAAGAGAAGAAUGACAGAAACUGUGAACAUGGGUGUGCAGUGGUGGAUGGUGGAAUAAUUGGGAAAAAAGCUGAAAACAAAGCACCAGCAAGCAAACCACCUGCAAAAAGCAAACCACCAGCAAGCAAAGGAACAGCACCUUCCUUUACAGAGAAGCUUCAGGAUGCUCAAGUAGUAGAUGGUGAAAAAUUGGUCUUAAAAUGUCGAAUUUCCUCUGAUCCCCCUGCAGCUGUCAGCUGGACUCUAGACAGCAAAACCAUCAAAUCAUCAAAGUCCAUUGUCAUCUCCCAAGAAGGGACACUCUGUUCACUCACCAUUGAGAAGGCCAUGCCUGAAGAUGGGGGCGAAUACAAGUGCAUAGCUGAGAAUGCAGCAGGAAAAGCUGAAUGUGCUUGCAAAGUGCUGGUAGAAGAUGCCUCAUCCACAAAGACCUCAAAGGCUGCCGAGAAGAAGACCAAAAAGCCCAAGACCACACUUCCCCCUGUGCUGCCAACAGAGAGCAGUGAAGCAACAGUGAAGAAGAAACCAGCUCCAAAGACUCCUCCAAAAGCAGCUACUCCUCCUCAGAUUACUCAGUUCCCAGAAGACAGAAAAGUCCGUGCAGGUGAAUCAGUGGAACUGUUUGCCAAGGUGGUAGGAACGGCACCCAUAACUUGCACCUGGAUGAAAUUCCGUAAGCAGAUUGAAGAAAAUGAAUACAUUAAAAUUGAGAAUGCUGAAAACAGCAGCAAGCUAACAAUAUCAUUGACAAAGCAGGAACACUGUGGAUGUUACACCCUAGUCGUAGAGAACAAACUCGGCAGCAGACAAGCACAAGUCAACCUUACAGUUGUUGAUAAACCAGACCCACCUGCUGGAACACCCUGCGCAUCAGACAUACGGAGUUCCUCCCUCACUCUCUCGUGGUACGGUUCCUCUUAUGAUGGUGGAAGUGCAGUGCAGUCCUACACUGUGGAGAUCUGGAACUCAGUGGAUGACAAAUGGACAGAUCUCACUACCUGCCGCAGCACCUCUUUCAACGUGCAAGACCUGCAGGCUGACCGGGAGUACAAAUUCCGUGUGCGAGCUGCUAACGUGUACGGCAUCAGUGAGCCCAGUCAAGAAUCUGAGCUGGUUAAAGUUGGAGAGAAACAAGAAGAACUUAAAGAGGAUGAAGCGGAGCUCUCUGAUGAUGAAGGGAAAGAAACAGAGGUCGAGUAUCGGACGGUUACUAUCAACACUGAACAAAAAGUUUCAGAUGUCUAUAAUAUUGAAGAAAGACUGGGAUCGGGAAAAUUUGGACAAGUCUUUAGGCUUGUUGAAAAGAAGACUGGAAAAGUUUGGGCAGGAAAAUUUUUCAAAGCAUAUUCUGCGAAGGAAAAAGAAAACAUAAGAGAUGAAAUCAGCAUCAUGAACUGUCUACAUCAUCCAAAACUUGUCCAAUGUGUAGAUGCCUUUGAAGAAAAAGCCAACAUCGUUAUGGUCUUGGAAAUGGUUUCUGGAGGAGAACUCUUUGAACGAAUCAUUGAUGAAGACUUUGAACUGACAGAAAGAGAGUGCAUAAAAUAUAUGAAGCAGAUUUCAGAAGGAGUUCAGUACAUCCAUAAGCAGGGUAUUGUCCACUUGGAUUUGAAGCCAGAAAAUAUUAUGUGUGUCAACAAGACCGGUACAAGUAUCAAACUCAUUGACUUUGGACUUGCAAGAAGAUUAGAAAAUGCAGGUUCUCUGAAAGUUCUCUUUGGGACACCUGAGUUUGUGGCUCCAGAAGUUAUAAACUAUGAACCUAUUGGAUAUGAAACAGAUAUGUGGAGUAUAGGAGUUAUCUGCUACAUUUUGGUCAGCGGACUUUCUCCUUUCAUGGGAGACAACGACAAUGAAACUCUAGCCAAUGUUACCUCAGCAACGUGGGACUUCGAUGAUGAGGCUUUUGAUGAAAUCUCUGACGAUGCCAAGGACUUUAUCAGCAAUCUACUAAAGAAAGACAUGAAGAGUCGCUUAAAUUGUACUCAAUGUCUUCAGCAUCCUUGGCUGCAAAAAGAUACCAAAAACAUGGAAGCAAAAAAACUUUCCAAAGAUAGGAUGAAGAAAUAUAUGGCCAGAAGAAAAUGGCAGAAAACAGGCCAUGCUGUCCGAGCAAUAGGAAGACUGUCAUCCAUGGCAAUGAUUUCUGGUAUGAGUGGGAGGAAGGCCUCUGGGAGCUCGCCGACCAGCCCUAUAAAUGCAGACAAAGUAGAGAAUGAAGAUGCCUUCCUUGAAGAAGUGGCUGAAGAAAAGCCCCAUGUAAAGCCAUAUUUUACUAAAACAAUCCUUGACAUGGAGGUUGUGGAAGGAAGUGCUGCUAGGUUUGACUGCAAAAUUGAAGGCUAUCCUGAUCCUGAGGUCAUGUGGUACAAAGAUGAUCAGCCUGUCAAGGAGUCCCGUCACUUCCAGAUAGAUUAUGAUGAGGAGGGGAACUGUUCUUUGACUAUUUCUGAAGUAUGUGGGGACGAUGAUGCCAAAUACACCUGCAAAGCUGUUAACAGCCUUGGGGAAGCCACGUGCACCGCAGAACUCCUUGUGGAAACAAUGGCAAAAGAAGGAGAAGAGGAAGAUGAGGAGGAGGAAGAAUGAAACAAGGCUCAAAGAAAAAAAA